Messenger RNA from Pleuronectes platessa (European plaice), 3343 nucleotides. It is a transcript of the gene elavl2, whose product is annotated as ELAV like neuron-specific RNA binding protein 2. The transcript is spliced from 7 exons. NCBI's taxonomy places the organism in Eukaryota, Metazoa, Chordata, Actinopteri, Pleuronectiformes, Pleuronectidae. The coding region runs from base 4 to 1173 and encodes 389 amino acids. Gene Ontology annotation, cellular component: ribonucleoprotein complex. The record is from RefSeq and is a predicted model, not a curated record. Gene Ontology annotation, molecular function: RNA binding.
AACAUGGCAGUCAGACUGUGCGACGUGGCCUCUCUCCUCAGAAGUGGUUCGUGGGCGCCUGAGCCUUGGACUGGGCAGGUAAUUGCUGCUAUGGAAACACAGCUGUCCAAUGGGCCAACUUGCAACAACACAAGCAACGGUCCCUCUACAAUCUCAAACAACUGCUCCUCACCUGUAGAGUCAGGAAGCAUAGAGGACAGUAAAACUAACUUGAUAGUCAACUAUCUGCCGCAGAACAUGACUCAGGAGGAGCUGAAGAGUUUGUUUGGGAGCAUCGGAGAAAUUGAGUCCUGUAAACUAGUCCGGGACAAAAUAACAGGGCAGAGCCUAGGCUAUGGAUUUGUGAAUUACGUGGACCCGAAGGACGCAGAAAAAGCCAUCAAUACUUUAAAUGGCUUGAGACUCCAGACCAAAACCAUCAAGGUUUCCUAUGCUCGUCCAAGUUCGGCCUCCAUCAGAGAUGCUAAUUUGUACGUCAGUGGCUUGCCAAAGACAAUGACUCAGAAAGAACUGGAGCAGCUCUUCUCUCAGUAUGGACGCAUCAUUACCUCACGCAUUCUGGUGGACCAGGUGACUGGUGUUUCCAGAGGGGUUGGCUUCAUCCGUUUUGACCGGAGAGUUGAGGCCGAGGAGGCCAUCAAGGGUCUGAACUGUCAGAAGCCGCCCGGUGCCACUGAACCCAUAACGGUCAAGUUUGCGAAUAACCCGAGCCAGAAGACGAGCCAGGCCCUGCUGUCCCAGCUGUAUCAGUCGCCCAAUCGAAGGUACCCAGGACCCCUCGCACAGCAGGCACAACGCUUCAGGUUGGACAAUCUGCUGAACAUGGCCUAUGGAGUCAAAAGCAGGUUCUCCCCGAUGGCCAUAGAUGGGGUGACCAGCUUGGCUGGCAUCAACAUCCCAGGGCACGCGGGCACUGGCUGGUGUAUCUUCGUCUACAACCUGGCUCCAGAUGCAGACGAGAGCAUCCUGUGGCAAAUGUUUGGGCCGUUUGGCGCCGUCACAAACGUCAAAGUUAUUCGCGACUUCAACACAAACAAGUGCAAAGGAUUUGGUUUUGUCACCAUGACAAACUACGACGAGGCGGCCGUGGCCAUCGCCAGCUUGAAUGGAUACCGCCUCGGGGACAGAGUGCUGCAGGUCUCAUUUAAAACCAACAAAACACACAAAGCCUAAAACCCACUGAGAUUGUUUCUAGAAAACUCAGCAGAAAAUGGAAAAAGAAAAUGGGAGCGUAUCGACCAUAACUUUCUACAUUAGUAAAAACAGCUUUGUAAGUGAGUGUUACGAAGAAAAACAAUAUUUAGAGUCCAACAAUGUGACAAUUUUUCUUUCUUUCAUUGCUACGCUUUGAAUCUUAAUAUACUUUAAAAACAGGAAAAAAGUACUGCAGGUUUCUGCCUGUGAUGUUGACUUCUCUUGCUGUCCUUGAAGAUGGACCGUCUAAAACUUUACUAUAGGUUUUGUCAUUUUGUUGCACAUCUGCUUUGAAACAGUCUUGUAAGGUUAUGUGCAGUGAUUUUCUUUGUAUUUUUCUGUGUCCUGAUUUGCCUUAGGUGCGUUAUGCCUUCAGUGGUUAGCGAGUGCUUAUUUUGAUCUAUUUGCGGUUUUGUUGAUUUUGCAAGUAUUCCGUUUAUUGUAAUAUGAGUUGGUUAUCGGUUGGCUGCAUAAUGUCGCUUAUUGUAAACUUAACAGAUAAAAGACAAAAAAAAAUUCUUAAAGCAGUACCUUGCCAAAGAGCUAAGAACCUCUUUGAUGUGGGUUUAAAAAGCAUCUAUUUUUAUAAAAAGAAAAAUUUGGAGAAACUUUUUACUGGACCUGGAACAAAAUAUUUUGACUUGGAUACUUUGAGAAAUAUCUUCAUAUGACACCUUGUGAGCUUUUGAACUUUACAAGAAAGUUUGCAGUGGUUGAAAUUUCUGGAGAGAUUUAUGAUGUAAAAGAUACAUUUUGAGAUCUUUGUAUUAUCUUUAGAGUAUAGAAUCAAUGGCAGUGCUGGUUUCAUCUGUAAAAUCAUCUUUGGGUCCCCCGUCAUUCUGGUUGUUACGACUAGCAACUCGCUUUCCGAUUUGAUUUGGAAACGGACAAAAAUACCAAGGUUUAUUCGCAAAAAAGUGCAUGCAAAAUUAUAAAGUGGAGAUGUCUUUCAAGGUAAAUGGGGGAUAAUAAUCAGUUCUUCCUAAAGGAUUCCCUUCAGAUGGAGCACAUGGUGUUUGUGGUGUACCUAUCAUUGGACUGAUUUUGUCUAAAUAUUGACCAAUAAGGGUUUUUACAUACUUUGUAUGAAAGGGUGAGGACAAGCCAAUGAAGGCAGCAGCUUAAGAACGUCUGAAGAAUAGAUUGGAUUACUCCUGAGCCUUGAGCUAUGUAAAUAAGUCCUUUUUUAUGUUGAGUAUUUGGCAGACUUUUUUUUGUUGUCGUUUGGACUUCAUUGGAAAGUGUGAUAUUAAUAUAACGUUUUUUCUUUCAUGGAGUAUGAAAGGUAUUUUCAUUUUAGGAUAUUUACCUUUUUUUUAUUUCAGGGCUUUUUUUUUUCUUUGUUUUUUUGAAGAAAAAGUUUUCCGUUGUCCCAUGGACUAGCAUUACAGUGCGUCAAAUUUGUUGGUUGUUUGGUCUGUAGAUAGUCUUGCUUCGUAAAAAAGGUAUUAAGAAACUAUAGACAUUUGUUUUUGUUUUUUAUAUAUAAACAUUAUAGAUAUAUAUUUAUGUGGUAAAGAAUGGAUAUAAACCACGGUUUUGAACAAUUUGCUUUUUUCUUUUCUUUUCAUACUCUUAUAUAUAUAUAUAAAUAUACGUAAUGCAUAUAACCUGUCUUUAAAAUCGUAAAAAGGUGUAUAUUGCUUUAUUCACUUCGGGGGAAGGUCAGUGAAGCAGUUCCAUUAACGAAAAGCAAAAUUGGUUGCAGGAGUUUGUCGAAACAACAUCUAACUCAUCUUGAACAAACAAACGGCGGCUGGUCGAGCCUUAGAUGCACUAAAUACUGCACCUGCAUCCUGCUUGUUAUUUAAACCAAUUACUAGUCAUGCUUCCCCUCCAAUGAGCAGUGUGCUAUGCAUUAUAUAAUUAUCUUUGCAACUGCUUUUUCUUGUUUAUCUAUUCCUUCUUUGUGUUAUUUGUAAAAGUUAAACUUUAAGUCUAGAUGAGUUGUGAUUCUUGCUGCUGUGGGGUUGACACAUUUUUCAUGCCUGACCGAAUAUUGACGGAAAAAAAAAAAAAAAGUUUCUUUUGGUAAUUUCUUCAUGAGGAUUUGGUCCUGACAAAUUGUGCCGAUGGUCCGACAUGAAAAAAUGUUGCCUCCCACCCCAAUUCUUGAUAUGAGAAUGAUUAUUUAUUUGAAGUUGUAUAG